AUGAUAGUGCUUUAUACAACGAAGACUUCAACUGUAAACAACACUGGCGGUGACUGUGUACGUACCGAAACAUUCCCUACCAACUCGAGUAAACAAAAGCGAAGACAAAGAAAGCGACACACGAACCGUUUGUGUUUCUCUGACCUGUUAGAGCCCACUGGAGAGAAAUUGGGUAGCGGGUCCGUUGGUGGAGUGUCCACCUUCAGAAACAAGGAAACAGGGAGGGAAUACGCAGUGAAAGUCAUCAGGAAGUGUCGCGGGGAGGGACUCUAUAGAGUGAAGAGCGAGAUUGAGAUAUGUCAGAGAUACCAGAACUGCGAGAGCAUCCUCAAUUUCUUGGAUUUCUAUACCUCAGGAGAUACGUAUUUCUUCGUAUUCGACAAGAUUUCAGGAGGCGACCUGGGCUAUGUGUAUGAAUCAACACCGUAUCUGAGUCUGAGCGAGUCUCAGGCGUCACGAGUGACUGGCGCCGUCGCCCGAGCGCUCCGGACACUUCAUAGCGACGGCGUUGCACAUAGAGACAUUAAGCCAGAGAACAUUUUAUGCCACUUCCCAGGGGAGAUCACCCCAGUCGUCCUCUGCGACUUUGGCCUAGCAAGUGAUCUGCCUGUUCUUCCCUUACCUCUGCCUAUCGAUUCUGCACCUGUUGCAGGUGAUCUGCCUGUUCUUCCUUUACCUCUGCCUAUCGAUCCUGCACCUGUUGCAGGUGAUCUGCCUGUUCUUCCCUUACCUCUGCCUAUCGAUCCUGCACCUGUUGCAGGUGAUCUUCCCGUCCGUCCCUUACCUCUGCCUAUCAAUCAUCUACCUCUGCCUGUCAAUCAUCUUCCUCUCCCAGUCGACUACGCACCUUCAGGUGUCGACUACGCCCCCCUCCCCCUGGCUGGCAAGGAAGACAUCAAAUGCCAAAAACCUCCAUCUCAAAAACAGAAGUUAUGA
This is a messenger RNA of Aplysia californica (California sea hare), 936 nucleotides long. RefSeq names its product MAP kinase-interacting serine/threonine-protein kinase 1-like. Gene Ontology annotation, molecular function: calcium-dependent protein serine/threonine kinase activity; calmodulin binding; ATP binding. Bases 1 to 936 code for a protein of 311 amino acids. The record is from RefSeq and is a predicted model, not a curated record. NCBI's taxonomy places the organism in Eukaryota, Metazoa, Mollusca, Gastropoda, Aplysiida, Aplysiidae. The transcript has 2 exons. Gene Ontology annotation, cellular component: nucleus; cytoplasm. Gene Ontology annotation, biological process: intracellular signal transduction; peptidyl-serine phosphorylation; protein autophosphorylation.